Messenger RNA from Trichoplusia ni (cabbage looper), 1565 nucleotides. RefSeq lists its product as uncharacterized. The coding region runs from base 31 to 972 and encodes 313 amino acids. Gene Ontology annotation, molecular function: phosphatidylinositol bisphosphate binding. The record is from RefSeq and is a predicted model, not a curated record. NCBI's taxonomy places the organism in Eukaryota, Metazoa, Arthropoda, Insecta, Lepidoptera, Noctuidae. Gene Ontology annotation, cellular component: membrane. The transcript is spliced from 6 exons.
AUCAAUAUUUACGCUCGAGUGCGGUUCAAAAUGGAGUGUUUAAAAAGCAAUACGAUCAUAAAAUUCAGACCGGAUACAUUGUUUAAUGUGAGAAAAGAUGUGAAUUUAGAACAAUCUGGAAGGAUUAACGAAGCACUUGAUAUUUUGGAGGACUGGGUGCAGAAACAGUCGCACUUCGUCAAGAGAGAUUUUUCUCGAGAUUACUUGGAAAGAAUACUUGUAACUGCGAAAGGGUUGGUGGAGAGGGCAAAGGAGAGACUAGACAAACUCUGCACGUUCAAGACUUUGAUGCCGGAAUUCUUCACAGUGCCUGAUGUUAAAAAAGAAUUUGAACCCCUCUUCAAAGUUAUUGUUUGCGCUCACUUGCCUCAGAUGACCCCGGAGUAUCACAGGGUGUUUUUCAUCAAGGUCAUCUCUGAUAGUUUGGACUCUUCGCUCAUGUUUAGCUUCUACAAAUAUAUUACUGCGGUCAGCGAAUACGCCAUGCAAGCUGAAUACUGUUCUGGUUUCCAGAUCAUUCUAGACUGCAGGGAUAUUAACGUUAUGAACUUUGUGACUAAAGUCAAUCCUAUAGAUCUCCGUCAAAUCAUGACUUUGAUGACUGAAGGAUACGGUACAAGAAUAAAAGGCAUUCACGUCAUCACAGCAUCCAAAAUGGUCGACACACUGGUGUCACUCCUGAAACAAGUUUUCAGCACUAAACUCGGUGACAGAAUACAUGUGCACAAGACAAUUGAAUCAUGGACGGGGACUGUGCCGAAGGAGAUCUUACCAGCUGACUACGGUGGCGAUCAAAAGCCUCUUAUAGAACUGAACAAAUCCUGGCACGAAGCUAUAAGUUCCAGCACAUUUCUGGACUACAUGAGCGAGAUGAGCAAAGCUAAGACGAACGAAUCCUGCAGAACUGCAAAUAACUUUAAUGAAAACUAUGUGGGGAUGCCUGGUUCCUUCAGGGCUUUGAGUGUGGACUAAUGUUGUGAGGAACAAUAGCAAAUUAGGGGAAAUAAAACUGUCAUAAAGUGAAGAAGCCGCUUUUUGUGCAACAUAUUGGUGCCUUUUAACUAUAGUUUCAAACAUCGCUUCAGAACCAGCCUAUAUACAUACGUCCUAGUGCUAGGCACAGGCCUCUUCCCAUAUAGGGAAGAUUUGAGCAUUGAUCAAUACUCUAGCAUACUACGGUUUGGUGAUUUAAAAUGACAAUACUUGGAACCCAUUUUUCCGUACCAUCCUUUAUUAGGACUGCCUUUGAAAAAUGAAGAUAGCAAGAACAUAUAACUUUAAGACAUUGGUACUAUGCUGUAGUUGGGGUCUAACCUACACCUCGAACAUGGAACCAAAAGGCUACUGCAUAAUUUGAGGGGAAAAUUGUUAAACUUUGUAUAAUCGUUGAUUUAUAAAAAAUUGCUCAAAUAGCUUUGUCUAAAGAUCUUUUAUUUAACCAAAGGGUUUUGGUUAUUAGCGCUAUUCUUUAAAAAAUAUUAAUUUCACUUGGUGUAAUGUGUGUAGGAAUGUAAUCAUGUAAAUGAAUAGCAUAAGAUUUAAAAUUAAAUGUUAUAAUUAUCUUC